AUGGUUCUUUCAUUAGCUGGAAAAAUAGCACUUGUAACAGGAGGAUCAGCUGGACUUGGUGCUGAGAUUGUAAGGCAAUUAGCUGCUCAAGGCUGCCAUGUCGCAGUCAAUUACUCUGCUUCUCGUGAUAGAGCAGAAGAGCUGGUCGAGUCCGUAAAAGCUACCCACAAGGUGAAGGCAUUGACUCUACAAGGAGAUGUAUCUCAAGAGCAGGCCUGUAAGGAACUUGUGGCUGAAACUGUAAAGCAAUUAGGAGGACUCGACAUUCUAAUCUCCAAUGCGGGUUGGACUCGAAUCAUCAAUUUCGCUGAUUUGGAUGGUGUCAGUGCUGAAGACCUCGAUAAAACUUUUGCGAUUAAUGUAAAGGCUCAUUUCUACCUAUUUAGAGAAGCAAAACCACACUUUGAGAAAAAUGCGGACGGCGGUUCGUUCAUCAUUACUGCAUCGGCAGCUGGGUUGAAACCAGGUGGAAGCUCAAUUCCUUACUCAGUAUCCAAGGCUGGAUCAAUUCAUCUAGCUAAGUGUCUUGCCAAAGCCCAUGGUCCAAAGUCUCGUGUAAACGUGAUUUGUCCCGGUUUGCUACUUACUGAGUGGGGCCAGCGUUUCGGUGCUGAGCGCAUUGCUCACAUCGAAAAUAGCUUGCCUCUCAAAUACACUUCUUCCUUGGAAGACAAUGCUGAUAUGUUUAUUUCAGUUGUUAAGAAUAAGAGUAUGACAGGUGCUGUCAUUUCCGUAGAUAGUGGUAUGUCACUAAUUUAG
Sugiyamaella lignohabitans is the source of this 759-nucleotide messenger RNA. RefSeq names its product bifunctional hydroxyacyl-CoA dehydrogenase/enoyl-CoA hydratase FOX2 (gene FOX2). The transcript has a single exon. Lineage: Eukaryota; Fungi; Ascomycota; Dipodascomycetes; Dipodascales; Trichomonascaceae. Bases 1 to 759 code for a protein of 252 amino acids. Gene Ontology annotation, molecular function: oxidoreductase activity. The record is from RefSeq and is a predicted model, not a curated record.